UUCCCAGCAAUGGCCUUAUUCUUGGAGUUGCUGUUCCUGGCUGUUGUGUUGCUUCCAUUCUUUCCUGCAAAUGGACAGGAUCCAUCCUUUACUGCUUUGUUAACCACUCAAACGCAAGUCCAAAAGGAGAUUGUAAAUAAACACAAUGAACUAAGGAAAUCAGUCUCUCCACCUGCCAGCAACAUGCUAAAGAUGGAAUGGAACAAAGAAGCAGCAGCAAAUGCCCAAAAGUGGGCAAACAAGUGCACCUUAGAACAUAGCCCAGCAAAGGACCGAGAAACCAAUACAAAAUGUGGUGAGAAUCUCUUUAUGUCAAGUCACCCUGCUUCCUGGUCAGAUGCAAUCCAAAACUGGUAUGAGGAGCGCCAUGAUUUUGUCUAUGGUGUAGGACCUAAGAGUUCUGAUGCAGUUAUUGGACAUUACACCCAGGUUGUUUGGUACUCUUCUUAUCAUGUUGGAUGUGGAAUUGCCUAUUGUCCCAAUCAAGAGAGUCUAAAAUACUACUAUGUUUGCCAAUAUUGUCCUGCUGGUAAUCUUGUUAACAAGAUGCAUACCCCUUACCUAAAAGGAAAAUCUUGUGCCAGCUGCAAAUAUCACUGUGACAAAGGACUCUGCACCAAUAGUUGUGAGUAUGAAGAUAAUUAUUCUAACUGUAAGGAUUUGAAGACUACUCACUGUAACCAUUAUUUUGUCAGUGAUAAUUGCAAGGCUGCCUGCAAAUGUGAAGACAAAAUUUAUUAA
Messenger RNA from Nyctereutes procyonoides (raccoon dog), 741 nucleotides. RefSeq names its product cysteine-rich secretory protein 2-like. The record is from RefSeq and is a predicted model, not a curated record. Gene Ontology annotation, cellular component: extracellular region. NCBI's taxonomy places the organism in Eukaryota, Metazoa, Chordata, Mammalia, Carnivora, Canidae.